This is a messenger RNA of Rhodamnia argentea, 1192 nucleotides long. RefSeq lists its product as uncharacterized. The transcript is spliced from 3 exons. The record is from RefSeq and is a predicted model, not a curated record. Lineage: Eukaryota; Viridiplantae; Streptophyta; Magnoliopsida; Myrtales; Myrtaceae. The coding region runs from base 158 to 979 and encodes 273 amino acids.
CAUUAGGCUUCCCGUAGUUACCGUCGGCGUUCUCAUUUUGCGUUUAGGUUUUUCUUUGCCUAUCUCUCUCCUGUUUGUUGUGCAACGUAAAAGUUUUUGGCCAUUGACGGACUUGUACCGAGCUGUGCGAGUAGCUGAGGUUCUAUAAUCACUUUGAAUGCCCUUGCCGUCUUGUAAGAAACUCGCAUCAAUGGACGGAUGCUCUUCGACGUUUGGGAGCAACUCGAUUGUCUGUGAGAACUUGAUAAGUGAACUUGGUGAUACUCUGGGUAAUGUUUUACAUGUCGAAGACAGUGAAGCUGUAGUUGGUACUUCGAAAGCAGAGAUAUCACGUGGAGUUUCUGUGCUUAAGGCUAAGUAUGAGAAGUGUCUCGUUAAAUGUGCAACUUUUCCAUUGCCUCGAGAGAAGUUAUCUCCACAUUUGUUGUCUGAUGAAUCGGCUGAUGAGCCCGAAUCCGCUUUGCGAGAACUAUUCUCAGAGGAGCACAUUAAUAAUGUCUACUCACGUUCAAUUUCUUUUCCUUUGCAGACGUCUUCGGAGCUUGUAUCUGCCAUGAAAGGCACUCGUGAGAAACUGGGUGCUUCUCCUGGGAAGCUUACAGUGAGAUGGGCUCCUGACGUCUAUGAUCCGCCACCAACAUCAGUUUCUCACUUUCUCAGUAGGGGCACAAAGCAACAGAAGGUGCCCAAGAAGGAUAAGAGAAAUGGAAAGAGGGGCCAGAAAGGGAAAGACUUCUCACGAGGAACAUCUGGCAAGGACUCGUCCAAGAGGGACAAGAAAAAGAAGCAUUCUCGCCGACCAUCUGGAAGUUCUGAUAGGUGUUUUAACAAGCUGGAUGAUAAUAAUUGCCGUCUUGGCAUUCCAGAUGACAUGCGCCAAUUUGAUAUUGGAAAUCCUGUCCCAGACUCCUCCUGUGGGAGCAGCUUCUUCAAGCACUCCCUGACUCAGGUGCACUACUCUGCCGCAGAGGCACUGUGAGAUGAUCCCCAGUUGAUGACCUGAACUCUUUGGCAGGUCAUGUAUAUAAAUAAUUCUAACAAGUGGUUUUGUUUGGCGGCUAUCGUAAGACCUACCGAGUUACACAUGUUUGGACAGCUCGUAUUUGGUGUUUUGAGACACCUAGUGUGAAUGUUUUGUCAAUCCACGGUAUUAGCUGUGGUCUAUGUUUGGCUAUUUAGUGAGCGUUGCAUA